GGAAGUCGCGAGUCGGGCGACGCGACGCCUUCCCCGCGUCCCGGCGCUCGUUUUUCUGACGCGGGAACGAGACGGCAAGUGCUCGGCACGCGGAUAUUCGGGCUCCCUUUGCCGAGGUUUCCUUCCGCGGGAGGCUCGCUAGGAGUGUCGCGCGAUGAUCUCGUCCGCCGGGAGGCGGCUCACCAGGUCACCACGGCAGCCAGGACGUUCAGAACGCACACGGCACGCGGGAGCAGCGGCAGGAAACCGCCACGACCAUGUCGGCGACGACGACGAGCCUGACGGUGGAUACUCUGGUGUACGAUGGCCAGAAGCCGGGCACUUCCGGCCUGCGGAAGACCGUCAAGCUUUUCCAGCAGGAACACUACACGGAGAACUUCGUCCAGGCGAUACUGGACGCCAUGGGCGAUCAGCUAGCCGGCUGCACCCUCGUCGUCGGCGGAGACGGACGGUUCUACUGCAAGGAGGCAGUGCUGAAGAUCAUCCGGAUUGCCGCGGCGAACGGGGUGAGAAAAGUUAUAGUUGGUCAGAAUGGUAUCCUCUCGACACCAGCGGUAUCAACUAUAAUUCGGAAGUAUAAGACGCAAGGUGGGAUUGUCCUGACUGCGUCGCACAACCCUGGUGGCCCAGAUGCCGACUUUGGCAUUAAAUUCAAUUGCGACAACGGUGGGCCCGCGCCGGACUAUAUAACAAAUAAAAUCUACGAGAUCACCAAGACACUCCGAUGUUAUAAAAUUAGUCCUGAUGUUAGCAUAGAUAUUGAUAAUAUACAGAAUGUCUCUAUCGAGGUUGAUGGUAGACCGUUUACUAUCGACGUGAUCGAUUCUGUGAAGGAUUAUGUAGAGCUUAUGAAGGAGAUUUUCGAUUUCGCAAGUAUCAAACGGUUGCUGCAAGGCGGCACGGAUAGGCCAGCAUUUAAAGUCCUCAUCAAUUCGAUGAACGGAGUUACGGGACCGUACGUGCAGCGUAUAUUUAACACCGAAUUGGGUGUCAGCGAUACGAGUUUGGUGAAUAUAAAACCGUUAGAAGAUUUCGGUGGUUUGCAUCCCGAUCCAAAUUUAACGUAUGCCAAAGAUUUAGUGAAUGCUAUGAAGGAAGGGCCGUAUGAUUUUGGCGCCGCUUUCGAUGGAGAUGGAGACAGAAAUAUGAUAUUAGGAAAGGCCGCCUUCUUCGUUACUCCUUCCGAUUCUUUAGCGGUAUUAGCUGCUAAUCUAAAAUUAAUUCCGUACUUCCAAAAGACUGGCGUUAAGGGAUAUGCUAGAUCGAUGCCAACUGCUGCAGCAGUCGACCGAGUCGCCGCUAAGAACGGAAUAAAGUUCUUCGAAGUUCCUACUGGAUGGAAAUACUUUGGGAACUUGAUGGACGCCGGUAAUCUAUCGCUAUGCGGAGAAGAGAGCUUUGGCACCGGUUCUGAUCACAUCCGCGAGAAAGACGGAAUAUGGGCCUGCCUUGCGUGGCUCAAUGUGAUCGCAGGACUCGGAAAAUCUGUGGAGGAUAUUCUGCUGGAUCAUUGGAAAAUUUAUGGCAGGAACUUCUUCACUAGGUAUGAUUAUGAAAACUGCGAUUCCGCGAGCGCGGAUAAAAUGAUGCGGAGCAUUGAAGCUCUGAUUCAGAAGCCGGAUUUCACCGGCAGAAAGCUGCAGUACGAGGGCAAGGAGUAUGUUGUUAAGCACGCGGAUAACUAUUCCUACACGGAUCCUGUUGACGGUAGCAAAGCUGCGAAACAGGGUCUACGGAUAUUGUUUGAGGAUGGUUCCCGCAUAAUAUUCCGCUUAUCCGGGACAGGAAGUUCCGGCGCUACUAUUCGUAUGUAUAUCGAUAGUUACGAGAGUGAUCCAGCUACUUUGCAAAAAGACGCACAACUGGUCUUGAAACCUUUAAUUAACAUCGCGUUAGAGUUAAGCGAACUUCGUCAGCACACUGGUCGCGAUGCACCGACUGUGAUCACGUAGAACGUUACAUUCGUUCUCUACGCAAAACUGUUUUAUCUUCCAUUAAAAAAAAACUCAUUGAGAAGUAUACAAGAUGAAGAUCUCGUUAGUGUAAAUUUGGUUGGGUUGUUUGUCCGAUUUCAUUAUUGUCGUCAAAAUCACGAAGCAAUAGCACAACAAUUGUUGCUCGCACGAAUGAACGAAUUUUCCAUUUUUAUAAAAUGUUACGAUUCCAUCCACAUGAUAUAUAUACAUAUAUACACGUGUCACGUAUAUUGAAAACUGUUCAAUAUUCGUAUCCGAAUAGCAACUAAUAGAAAUGUUUUAAUAUCUACACGCUAUAAAUAUUUGCUAUAAAUGUUGUUGCUUGAAUCUUUACAUUUCAAUUCGAGUCAAUGGCGAGAUGGUGCAACUUAUACUUAUUUAUAAUAGAUCUUCCUUAAUAGACUUUGAGUACGAAAAGAAAGACGGUUCCUCAAGCAUUAAUAAAUAACUUUGUAAUUAUCUCCAAUUAGUAGAGAUCUAUAUCGAUAACUUAUAUAUAUGUUAUGAACGUACUCAUAUAUUUAUAUGAGUUAAUAAGCAUUAAUUGUCUUUAGUGUAUAUUAAUAUAUGUAUGCCUGGUAUACGUAGAUAUUCUACAAGUACCGGAAAGCUUUUUUGAAAAUGUUUAGUGAGGUAAUACUAUGUUGCAAAAUGAUAUUGUUGAUACAUGAUAAUCGAUUUUACUUGUUGCCACAGGUAUCGUAAAAAUAUCGUAAAAGUUAGUUUAUCGUGUCUGAUAUACAUAGAGAGAAUGCAUAAAUAUUCUGCAAAAGAAUUUAGCGUAACGCACCAUAUUUAUUUGUUGUUAAAAAUCGUGAGCUUGAUGAUACGUGUACCAGCGAUAAUGCGUACAUUCUGCUUUUUAUCAAUAGCUGACAUUAGAAAUUAUAAAAACCUUUUAAUACCUUUGUAUGCAGCAGUCACAUAGAUGCGUGCAAUGAGUAUCACCACGUGCAUUCCAGUAUAUAAAAAUAUAAUUUGUAAAAAUCACGAUUGUGAAUGGACAAAGCGGGGAGGUAUGUUGUCGAUCUUCCAAAGCAUUAUGUCUAUUCGCGAUUCACAUCUGAUGUUCAUCUUUUAUUUUCAUUCAUUUUCAUCCAUGAUUUUUCAGUGAAAGCACUAUCUUGCGUCUUAUUUUAUGGUCUUCUAACAAGAAAAGAAUUAUUAUAUUCAACGUGUCUCGAUGCCAUUAAAUUUUGAUUAAAUAUGCCAUUAAUGUUUAAUGAAAAAAAUAAUAAUUUCAUUGCUAACAUAUGAUUUUAUUAAUCACGGUGCAGAGAACGUAGAGGCUGGAGUUGUACGUUAGAUAGCAUAAUAUUGGAGGAUUAACAAAAGCGUAAAUUCUACAUUAUCUUCAAGGGUUGGUCUUUUCAACAUUUAUCAACACUCAACAAUCCUUAUCACUCUGUCUACAUUAUAGCAGCUGAUGCUACAAUUUAGACAGAAAUAUAAGAAAUUUAUUUGUUAGAUAAAUUAUCCGGUACUUUAUCCGAAAAUGGAAUGACUGGCCCUGCGAAUUGAACGUAGCGUAAGAUAAUAAGCUUUACUUUAUUAUGCUUUAUAAAUAUUUUAUUAAUAAAUUAAGUCACACGGCGUGUCAUUGCGAUUUAUAAUGGACUGGUGACGCUAUUCAGAAAUUCGAAUGACGCGAUACAAUCUUUUUUUGGUCAAAUUGAUGAACGUUACGUUCGAGUCUAACAUUGUAGAUUUAUUUAUAUCGAUAAAUUUAUACUUAUUAAUUAGAGUGAAAAAGAUAUACGAAGAGUCUUUGCACUUCAUCUUGUACAGUAGCAUAUGUGAAACUGCCUGUGUAAAAAUUACGCAACUAUUUAUUGCAACACUUGAGAGUAAUAUGGAGGGCAUAUUAAAAUUAAAGCAUUGAGGUUUCUGUAGAUAGUAGUGUAUAACUGUAAGAAUCUUUCUUUUCUAUCAAAGCAGUCAUUUAUAUGUCUUUCUGAAGUUGAUUCAUAUCUAUUAAUAUUCCUGUACAAAUUAGUCACGUUUCAUAAGAAUCUAUCAUUUCCUUCAUUAUUACAUUUAAGCGCGCAUAAUUUCGUUUUCAAAUCUGUUUCAGUUACUUUCAUUAGAGAUGUUGAUUCUUGCCAUAACUGUUUUAUCCGCGACCUUAUACUUUGAACUGAAAUACUUCGGCUGCUAAAAGAUUACAGCUUAAUUUUAAUAUUUGAAUAUCGAGAAAAAGCAUGGAUAUUUAUAUUGGCGAAUUCUCCAAAAGCUGAGAAAUAGCCGAAGGAAUUUUGUCACGAUUUCUCCGAGUUUUGGCGGCCCCAAAUAUAGCGAUGUAGAUUGUGCAAAUUCGUAUUUAGCGCGAUACUCAGCGUCUUAUAUAGUCUUCAAAAGAAGAGAGUAAAUAGUAUCCUUGUAAAAUGAUACAAUUGUUACUGGCAACCACAUUCGCGUACUUUAUUAAGUGAUACUCGUUUGUUUCGAAACCACACGGACAGCAUAAUUCACUGAGUAUCCCGUUAAGACUAAUCGAUAGAAUAGAAUACAUUAACGAACUUGUAUAAAGAACAGUAGGAUGAUGAUCAGAGAAAAGUACGAAUUUCUUCCGGGAAAGGAACGAAGCCGCGAGAUGGCCGGUCGAUGCGAAAUUCUACGUGUAACAAUAUAUUCACAUAUAAGAAGAGACGAACAAUAGGUAACAAUACGAAACACGUUCGAUAGGUGUGCGAGAAGCGUGAUGUUAUAUUUCACAGUAAAUGUCUCGUCUAUCCGUAAUUAAUAACGGCCACGCAGGUACAUUCUAUCGCAUUCGUUUCUUCCGUAAUUACUCUUCAAAUUGUCUCUGCUUCUUUCUUAUGUAUGAUAUUUCACCACGGACGUUUGUGUCGAAGAUCUAUCACGUGAGACGCGUUUAUGGUGCAGACUAACUCUCGACGGGAACGCGUGAUCAUACUCAUGUUUUCAUUUCGAGCGAUUCGAUUGGAAAAAAAAGUUUCACGAGGUACGGCGAGGUACGCUGCGAAAGUACGUAACGUAGGCAAGUAAUCCGGAUGAACUUAAAUGCUGUUUUCGUUCUCGAGUAAAAAGUAAAUAGAUGCAGCGUGUUACGGAGCGAUUCCGCAUGGCAAUUAUGUAAAUAGUCGACGGUGGAGGAGCAGAAGGGGACGAAGGAGAGGAGAUACUUAGGGACCUGAGCCGACACGCGCCCCCGUUUGAUCUGCUGAUUACAUCCUGGAGAAGUACGAAGGAAUCAGUACUGCCAAGUAUCGCGUGUACUCUCCAGGACGUAAUAAAGAUUAUUCAACGCGGUGGCGGUGUCACAGAGACCAGCACAGAGACUGCCGAUUACUAUAAAGAUAUUAACAUGUAACAUUUGUAUCAUAAUCAUGAUAAAUACUAAUUAUCAUUAUAAGUAUAUGAAUGAGUGACUGCGCUCGGAAUGCACGUGGUCUGAGGGGUUCAUUGCUGCUCUACGUCGCGCUGCUUCGUUCGUCUCGUCUUACGAAAUGUAAACGUAACGUUGGUGUUAAUGCCGACGGUUGUUCUCAACAUUUGACUCAAGUUACCUUUCUUCUUCUUCGUCUAGUGUCAGCGAGUUGCGUAAAAGUGUGUCACUUGCUUCUUGUCGCGGCUAUCUCGAUUUUCGUUUAUCUUGAGUAAUCCUUGUGUAACCUUGUUGUCAUAAGCAAAACUCGAAUAACAGCCGGAUGUGCGCAUUUUCCCGCUGAACCGAAGCGAAAGCGUGCGCCUUGCGGCGAGCUCGCAAUUGCGACGGUGUGAAGUUGUCGGCGCAUGGUGGGUGCGCGCCUAUGUUCAAGCGAAGUGUUAUAUCGUCUAAGCGACUUGUACAAUCUGAAAGUGGCAACGAUUAAUCUGACUUUUAAUAAACUUUGCCUCAUUACAACGAA
This is a messenger RNA of Ooceraea biroi (clonal raider ant), 5848 nucleotides long. RefSeq names its product phosphoglucose mutase 1 (gene Pgm1). The record is from RefSeq and is a predicted model, not a curated record. Gene Ontology annotation, molecular function: phosphoglucomutase activity; magnesium ion binding. NCBI's taxonomy places the organism in Eukaryota, Metazoa, Arthropoda, Insecta, Hymenoptera, Formicidae. Gene Ontology annotation, biological process: carbohydrate metabolic process. Gene Ontology annotation, cellular component: cytosol.